GCUCCGCGGGGGAAGAGCGAGGCUGGCGCAGCGCCGAGGCCGCGGCCCUGGGGGCCCGCAAUCCGCGCCACGGAAUCCGCGAGUGAGCCGGAGUGAACGCAGCCACUGCCCAUCACAGACCGUGAAGAAGCUCCUAGAAGAACAGAGGCGCCGUCAGCAGCAGCCUGACGCUGGUGGGGCACCGGGACAGUUUCCAUGUCCCCUGGCCCAGUCCCUGACCCCAUCUGUGAAUGAGAGUGAGGCUGGCCAUUCUCGCUUCCCAGUACACCAAGAGACUGUGGGUUCUGGACUUGGCAGCCUGGCUCCCACCACGGGCUUUCCAGACUGGGACCCCAACACGCAUGCUGCCUACACAGACAGCCCCUACUCUUACCCUGCUUCUGCUGCUGAAGGCUUCCCGACUCCUGACUUCUACCCACCCUCCGACUCAGGGCGGCAGUGUCCAUUUUCUGUGGGGAUGGAGGACCCUCUAGAUACCCGGCUGUAUGGAGAACCUUCCCUGCCACAGGCAGGAUCCUGGAGAGGUUCUGGACUCCCCUUAGGACCCCCACAGUUGCCCCCCGUGGCCACCGGGCCAUCCCUGGACACAGCCCGUGCUCACAUGCUGGCUCUGGGGCCACAGCAGCUGCUGGCCCAGGAUGAGGAGGGAGACACGCUCCUGCACCUGUUUGCGGCUCGGGGGCUACGCUGGGCAGCGUAUGCUGCAGCUGAGAUGCUCCAAAUGUAUAGACAUCUGGACAUUCGUGAGCAUAAGGGCAAGACCCCUCUCCUGGUGGCUGCUGCCGCCAACCAGCCCCUGAUUGUGGAGGACCUGCUGAACCUUGGAGCAGAGCCCAAUGCCACUGAUCAUCAGGGACGUUCUGUCUUGCAUGUGGCUGCUACCUAUGGGCUCCCAGGAGUCCUCUCGGCCGUGAUUAACUCGGGGGUUCAGGUUGACCUAGAAGCCAGAGACUUCGAGGGCCUCACCCCUCUCCACACAGCCAUCCUGGCCCUCAACAUGGCUAUGCACCCACCUGACCUAUGUUCCCGGGUGCUGAGCACCCAGGCCCGAGACAGGCUGGCUUGUGUCCAGAUGUUGCUGCACAUGGGUGCUGAUCACACCAGCCAGGAGAUCAAGAGCAAUAAGACCGUUCUGCAUCUGGCUGUGCAGGCCGCCAAUCCUACCCUGGUUCAGCUGCUGCUUGAGUUGCCGCGGGGAGACUUGCGGGCCUUUGUCAACAUGAAGGCCCAUGGGAACACAGCCCUCCACAUGGCGGCUGCCCUGCCCCCUGGACCACCCCAGGAGGCCAUCGUGCGGCGCCUGCUGGCAGCUGGGGCGGAUCCAACAUUGCGAAACCUGGAGAACGAGCAGCCUGUCCACCUGCUGCGGCCUGGGCCGGGCCCCGAGGGGCUCCGACAGCUGUUGAAGAGGAGCCGUGUGGCACCCCCAGGCCUGUCCUCUUAGGACUCAAACCCAGAACCUGGACUGAUUUUCCAGUCCCCACCGUCCUGUGGGACAGCCAGCGUAUGCUAAUGUUGCAAAUCCAUGAUAAUGUAUGUGGAAUGUCCUGCCAUCAGGGUCUUACAUUAAAACCCCAAAAUGGCUGCCCGGGGGGGGUAAACGAUCCCCAAUAUUUGGGGUGGUGUAAUACCCCUCCCCUACCCACAAGGAGCCCUCUUGAUGAUUUCUGUGAAAUCGAGGCCCCUUGAUUGUUUCUGUGAAACACCCUAGACCCCUAACCCUUCCUCCAUGGGGAUCUUCUGGGACCCCCUCCCCUACUCAAGUUCAGUUCAACUCACCUAGAAUCCCAGAUGUGAUUUCCCUACACAGUACUUGGGGUACCCCCAGAAUAGCUCCCACUGUCAUCUGGUAGAGUUCCUGAGAUGACUCCCCAAACCCACACCAUUCAGGUCCUUACCCCUGAGACAUAGGAAGGACUCUUCCUAGAUUGGAGUUCCCUAGGUCCUGUGCUUUCUAAUUCAGAACUCAACUGGCAAGGCCCCUAUCCCAGAUCUCCGCAUUUCCGGUGAAUCCCUCCCCUAUUUGAAAUGCCUUAUUAAACUCAGUUU
Enhydra lutris kenyoni (northern sea otter) is the source of this 2049-nucleotide messenger RNA. RefSeq names its product NFKB inhibitor delta. Gene Ontology annotation, molecular function: protein binding. The transcript is spliced from 12 exons. The record is from RefSeq and is a predicted model, not a curated record. Gene Ontology annotation, biological process: regulation of gene expression. Lineage: Eukaryota; Metazoa; Chordata; Mammalia; Carnivora; Mustelidae. The coding region runs from base 458 to 1444 and encodes 328 amino acids. Gene Ontology annotation, cellular component: nucleus.